AAGAGCAGAGGAUGUAUUGAUAUAUUGAUCAGAUCUGUUUGAUAGUUUAUUAUAAGUUUGAUGAUGACAAACACAAAUCAACUCAACGCAGAAACCAAACACUCAUCUUCAUCAUGAGGAGAUUCACACCUGAAACUCUUCAUCUUCAUGAGCUGCUCGGCCAGUUUCAGCCUCCUCGUCUCUCCUCUACUGGAAGGUUAAAGGUCAGAUGAACAUAAUGACCUCACAAUGGACGUGAUGGAGGAUAAAAUCUAGGUUGUUUCCACUGACUGAGGCGGUUUCUUGUUUUUCUGUCUUCAGCCUGUUUAGCAACAGUCUAUAAAUAUCAGAUUGGAUGGAAAAGGGAAGUAAGAUGACGGAGUCGUCUGUCUGACUCGCGUCUGUCUGUCUGUCUGAAGGGGAAACAUGCUGCCGCUCCGUCUCUACAGCUUCACCUGCGUCUGCGUCCUCACAGUGCCGGCCUGCGUGUCGGUGGUCACCUCGGAGACGGUGGUGGGCGUGGCCGGGCAGAGCGUGACGUUGCCGUGCCGCUCAGAGGCGAUGAGGCAGAGAGGAGUCGGGUUGUGCUGGGGGAGGGGAGAGCCGACGCUGUUCACCUGCCACGACAUUCUGAUCAAGACGGCUGGAGAUCAGGUCACAUACAGGAAGUCGGACAGGUACUCCGUCUCCUCCUCGCCGUCCGGUGGCGUCUCCUCUCUGUCCAUCUUAAACUCUCAACCGUCAGAUUCUGGUUUCUAUCACUGCAGAGUCGAGCGUCCCGGCCUCUUCAACGACCAAAUACUCCACGUUCACCUCAUCAUCAUCAGCCGUCGCUCCGAUGUCUCCGACUGGCCAGCGACACAAACCUCUGAGCUGUCAGGAGACGGCGACGCUGGGGACCUGAACGCACCACCAACUACAACAGCAGGUUCCAGCAGAGGAGACGAGCCGGCGGAGAGAGGAAGUGAUGUCACAGGAGACGACACCACGGGGCCAAUGGUGGCGCCGGUCCAGUCACCUGUUCAGCAAGUAAACAGUCUGCAGAUCUUCAUCGGACACACACUCAGACUGUCCUUCAUCAUCUUCAUACCUGCACUGAUGCUGACAGCUGCUUACAGAGUCUGGAGGUCCAAUCAGAGAGCAGCGGCUGACGGGAAGCUGAACCAAUCAGAGAUGGAGGACAGUUCUGUGUAGAAACAGACAGGAAACAGCUUUAUACUAAUGUGAACUUCCUGCUGUCAUGAAGCCUCUUUUCUGAGGCUGAAUGUUUGAAGUCUGUUUUUCCUGCAAAAUAAUCAAAUAAUCCAAACACUUUGUCUGUCAUGUGGACAAUUAACGCAAUAAAAGUCGGUAAUUAAUAAAUAAA
Molecule: messenger RNA, 1345 nt
Organism: Thunnus maccoyii (southern bluefin tuna)
Lineage: Eukaryota; Metazoa; Chordata; Actinopteri; Scombriformes; Scombridae
Product: T-cell immunoglobulin and mucin domain-containing protein 4-like
Exons: 7
Coding region: 406-1173 (255 amino acids)
Source: RefSeq, a predicted model, not a curated record